AUGGCAAAAGGUUUUAAAUUGAAGGAGUUGCUUUCGCACCAAAAGGACAUUGAAAAAGCUGACAGGCUCCAAAAUGAUCUAAAGAAAAAAAAAUCCCAGGAUUUGAAGAAAGAGGAACCAACCGUUGUUUCAGCCACUGAUUUGAAAAAGCUGGAGGAGCAAAACAAGCAGGCAAAUAGUAACAAAGAUGUUGCUUCUAAUGUGGAAGAAUAUCAGAGCCAGGCCAUGUCUAAAAAAGAGAGAAGAAAAUUAAAGAAAGAAUUAAAAAAGAUGCAAGAAGACGAAGCUGCAAAGACUCAAAAGGAUGAGUCCGGAGCCGAGGAAGACGAAGAAGCUAACGAUGAGGAUAGAAGGCUGGAUCUUGAAAAAUUGGCCAAGAGUGAUUCUGAGUCUGAUAACGAGUCUGGGGAGGACCAGGAUGCUGAUGUAGUUGCCGAAGAAGAAAUUAAGGAAGAGGAGGAAGAAGAGGAAGAAGAGGAACAGGAACAGGAUGUUCCGUUGUCCGAUGUAGAAUUCGAUUCUGAUGCCGAUGUUGUCCCACAUCAUAAACUAACCAUCAACAACACCAAAGCCAUGAAGCAUGCCUUGGAAAGGGUACAAUUGCCCUGGAAAAAACAUUCUUUCCAAGAGCAUCAGAGUGUCAUGUCUGAAACAAAUACGGAUGAACAGAUCAAGGACAUAUACGAUGAUACCGAGAGGGAGUUAGCAUUUUACAAGCAAUCAUUAGACGCUGUCUUAGUGGCACGCGACGAGUUAAAACGACUAAAAGUAUCCUUUAAAAGACCGUUGGAUUAUUUUGCUGAGAUGGUUAAAAGUGAUGAACACAUGGAUAAGAUCAAGGGUAAGCUAAUCGAAGAAGCCAGUGAUAAGAAGGCACGUGAAGAAGCUAGAAGACAGCGACAAUUAAAGAAAUUUGGUAAGCAAGUCCAAAAUGCUACUUUGCAGAAACGUCAAUUGGAAAAGAGAGAAACAUUGGACAAGAUCAAGUCUUUGAAAAACAAAAGAAAGCAUAACGAGAUCGACCACUCCGAGUUUAACGUAGGUGUAGAAGAAGAAGUGGAAGGAAAAAGGUCUGACAGAACCAGACCUAACGGAAAGAGAGCUGCGAAGAAUGCCAAAUAUGGACAAGGUGGUAUGAAGAGAUUCAAGAGAAAGAACGAUGCUUACUCUUCUGCUGAUGUUUCUGGAUAUUCCUCCAGAAAAAUGAAAGGUAAGGCCAAUAGACCUGGGAAAAGUAGACGUACUAGAAGAUUCUAA
Molecule: messenger RNA, 1257 nt
Organism: Saccharomyces mikatae IFO 1815
Lineage: Eukaryota; Fungi; Ascomycota; Saccharomycetes; Saccharomycetales; Saccharomycetaceae
Gene: EBP2
Product: Ebp2p
Exons: 1
Coding region: 1-1257 (418 amino acids)
Biological process (GO): ribosomal large subunit biogenesis; rRNA processing
Cellular component (GO): nucleolus; preribosome, large subunit precursor; nuclear periphery
Source: RefSeq, a predicted model, not a curated record